GCAGACCUUCCAUGUGCCGGCAAAAUGGCGGUUACAGCAAAAAUCUGAAAAUUGAAAUGGUUAUUUUAAUGUUUUCUUAAUGUAGACCAUAAUGAUUUGUAAAAACCAUUACUCACGUGAUACAACCUCACUUUAAAGUUAUGCAGCUGGCGGGUAAAGCAAGCAGGGUGUCAGAGUUCAAGACUUUUCCACCAGAUUCCCUGGCAUGUCUUGAGGAACAACCUGCAGGGGCUAUCUCUGGAGUCUCUAAAGAUGGAAGAAACUGCUGGGGUGUGCGGGGAUGUCACCUGGAAGUGCUGGACACAUCAACUGGGGACCGUAAAGCAGCCUGGCAGUUUGGAAAACUAACAGGGGAUGCCCAUACCAGAGUAACCUGUGUUAAGGAGAUGUGUCCCCAUGUAGGGGCGAUAGGGGGCGGGGCUCUUAAGCUGCUUGUAGGUGUAUGUGAUGCCUCACCCACUGGCCUCCUCUGCUUGUUUGAUGUGGCCUCAGCUAAGGUGGUGAAGGCCAUAGAAGUUCCAUACCCUGUGACUGAGGUGGAAGUUGUGUCGAUUCAUUCACAGUCUGUGGCCCCUCGUUGGGCCCUCAGUGAACACCUGACCUACUUUAUUGGCCUGGUUGCCGUUGGGACAAACACUGGACAUAUCAUUCUCGUUGACCUGUGUCUAGAUGAUCAGGAAUUCUACUCAGAUGAGGAGCUACCCAGCCACCUACACAUGAUAUCUCCACGAGUACGAGAUAUUGAGAACCAGCGCUUCCAUUGUAUGUCACAGGGCCUGCAUCUAGCCAUGGACAUCAAUGAGACCAUGUUUACACGAAGUGGGUUUGAGUAUCAGAAACCUGAUGGCCUUGUAAUGAAGACAUUCCGGCCAGACAUGGUAGCAGUGACCUGUCUACGAUACACACCACAGGCGGGACUCCUCAUUGUGGGCUUCAACUUUGGCUGCUUUCAGCUCUGGAAACUUCAUGUUCCUGUAUUAGAGUACAGCAGUCGUCUAGAGUCGGAACCCCUACCUAUCUCUCACAUAACUUACCAGGAGCCAGAAAAUGACCCCAAAAAUUUCUGUUAUAUCUGGGUGGCGCGAGGACAGCCUGAGAUGGAUGAUGGAGGCUAUGAUCCUUCAGUUAGCAGUAUAGCCCUUUAUCAGUUAGCCUUCAACCACAAAGCCUUCUACAGCAACUACGGUGUAUUUUAUGACGGCUUAGCCUCCGUCGGACUUCGUAUGGAACAUAAUUUGACAGCAAACCUGGUUCAGACUGGUUCAAACUUUGAAGGCUCGAGUAAAGUGAUUUCCUGUUCAAAUAUGAGUGAUCCAUUCUACCAGCCCCCUGCUGUGCAGCAAAAGGACGAAUCAUUUGAAGAAGCGGGCCAGGGUCCAGACCUGAGUCUGUGCAUGUUUGUUUGGGAGACGACGGAUGGACAGUCCCAUGUAGGCAGAUAUCUGGCAGUGUUUGAUAUCAACCGAUGGUACCAAGCUCAGAUGCCCGCUUCUGUCAGGUAUGUGAGUGGACUGCAGGAUGUGUGUGCCUAUUUCUCCUGGUGCAAGCUGGACUCUGCCGUGGAAAAGGCAUCCAAUGAUACUCUAGUAGCCGCUCAUGUGUCCGCUGACAGACUGCGAAGAUUUGAUAGCAGCCUGCCCAUGCCUCCAGAACAACACUUCUACCCAUCUGCCCUCGCCUUUGACACCCUGCUUGUGUUUGAGACAGGGGUGUUAUCAGCGCGGUAUCUUGGUUCCCAGCGGCAGAUUCUCUGUCACAUGGAGAUGCAGGGCCCUGGAGUACUGGUACUUCCACAGGAGUUACAUUCCACCUGUAUACAUGUGGGGCUGCUUCCGCGACCAGCCAGUAUAGUGGCUGUACACCCAACAUUGGCUGCCCAGAGAGAAGCCCUGUUUUCUGUGGCCCUUGAGUAUAACUUGGUCAACUUCAUCAAGACCUGUAUAGCUCAGUGGGCAGAUGGAGAGUAUGAGCACCAGGGCUGUACACUGAAGUCUGUGUUGGACUGGACCUGGGACACUGUGUCGAAACUCAAACACCAGAUUGACACAUUGAGCGCUCCACUGUACAACUGGUCAGGACUCACACUAGAUGAGCGGGCCGUUCAAACACUUGUUCAGUGCAACCAGAAGCUUGCCAAUUUGAUCUGUGUGCUGAAGGUGUUUGUUUCCCAGACUGGUCCCAUAUCUGUGGCUGGAGAGGCAGAGUUGAACAGUAAAAUACUGGUGACCAGUCUGAUCAACCAGCAUCUCAGUGUGGUCAUGUGGUUCUUCUCAGUUGGACUGUUGCCAGAAAAUGAUGACACUGAGGUGACACUAGGCGGCCAAUACUGCUACCCAGCAACCAGCCUCAUGUCUGCAUACAAGUCACGCAGGGAGGAGCUGGCUGGUAUACAUGUAGAUGUGGGAGAGACAGACCUAUUGCUAAUAGAUGGGCUUGUGGAACAUAUCGGAGUGAAGUCUGUGUGGGACAGGGAGGGUGGCACUGGACUGUACCCUCCACCCAGUCUUCAUGCACUUCUGUCUUGUUACCUGCUGGAAAGCAGUGAUGUGUUGUCUAAACACUGCCUGGUCUUGUAUGUCCUGCUGGACCUUGUGUCUGUUGAUAGUUCUGCCGAGGACGAGAAUUUUUCAGAGAAAGUGAAUGGUUUUGCCAAGCGGUUCCACCUGCCAGCCACUCUAGUCAAGUUGAUACAGGCUUUCUGGCUGCUAGACCACAGGGACUUCGAGGAAUCUCUUAAAUUAUUACUAGACCCAAUGGUGCGUACAGAGUUCAGUAGAUGGCAGCAUCGCCGUAUUAUCAAGUCUCUGCUAUACCAGGGGGAUGCAAGAAUGGCCCUACGAUAUAUCUCCACCCUCAAGCCCGCUCUUACCACUCCUGAAGAUGUGAAGCUCAAACUUACUGUGCUUCUUGCAAAUGGGAUGAUAGAGUCAGCCCUGGAUUACCAGAGGAAGUGUAGAGACAAGACCAACAUGCAGGAUUUACUGGCUCAUCUUUUCCUGGGAUGUCAGCAGACUAAGACAGUAGACAGACUACUACAGUUGCCCUUGACAGAGUUAGAGGAGUCGAGCCUUGUUAGCCAUCUGAUGUCAAGCUCCGAGCCCCACUCCCAGGAGCUCCUUGUGAUGCACUACCUACAGAGGGCAAGAUUUGUGGAGGCUGUACAGCUCAAUGAAAGGCUUAAACAUUCAAUCAUGACUGAAGGCUGCCCUAAAGCACGAGAGAGAGCAUCAGCAAGGAACGCCAUUGUGGAGAAAUAUGCAAGUGUUCUGCCCAGUGUACAACGCAGGCUGCUGUUUGAGCAGACACAUGUGCCCAAGAAAAACACCCAGUGGAGAAGAGAAAUUCGCCGUCCCACCCCCCUGUCCACCAAGCUCACUCACCGGCAGAGCAAGGUGACAUCUCAGUCCACAUAUAUCAUGACCAUCAUGGAAACACUUGAUGAAAUUGAGGACAACAAGAAUGAUGAGACAAAGCCACUUGAUCGUUCAGCAGGUCCCUUUGUAUGCACGCCUGUAACUCCAGCUAGAAGAUCACUUAGGGACACCCCAGUCACAGUAUAUCUAGAGGACGAUGGUAACGACGCCAGUGGGCUGUUUUCCCUAAAUCGGUCCAUAUCUAUGUUACAUGGGCCGGACACUGGUACCCCUGACAGGACAUUUGCUAGAAACACGACCCGUUAUGUAUCAGCAUCCUGCCUCACGCUACUACAGACCCCCACUGUUAGAAAAGUGACCCCUCGAAAGAGCAGGCCGUCCCUGUCACAGGCGAUUACUCCACAGUCAAUACUGAAAGUCCGCAACAUGAUAUCUACAACCUCUCCUAGCCCACAUAGUGGAGGCACCACACCUAACUCGCUAGAGACAGAGGGGAGUGCCCGCAAAUUUCCCCGGAAACUGGGUUACAGUGGAUCCACGCCCUUAUCAAGCCUUCCCCGUCACCUCAUGUCUCAGACUGGCUCAGCCCCUGCCUCUCCCAAAUCAGUCUCCUUCAUUGAGCCGGCAGAUGAGGCAGUAAUCUCUGUCACUCCAAAACAGACCGCCAGAUCAUCCAAACCCUCCACUCCAAAAUCUGUUUCCUUUGCUGAUACGCCUUUCUCAACGGUGACAAAGUUGAAACCCCUAUCAACUCCUAAGGCCCAGAAGUCGGGAGGUCAGAGAUCACCAAUUUCAAAGUCACCAGGCAGCCCAAGGUCAUUGAGGGAUAGGAGCCCUACUCCAGAAAGCAUGGAGAAGUCUCCACGCCAUGCAUCUCACGUUGAUCGCCUACAAAGACUCCCGCUACAUGAGGACCUGAGCCCGGACGCGGCAGUAAGGCAUGAUGGAAGGUCAGGGGUGACAGAGGACAGUGACCUUAAACUACGACUGGAGGAGAGUGAUGAAAAUAUCAGUGAUGAAGAUGUUGAAGAAAUGGAAGGCAGCUUUAUGUCUCCGGCUACUUCACCUGCAUCAGCUGACCUCUCUCAUGUCUCCAUGGCAACUGUGCGUGAACUAGCACUUACUACAAGCACUUCACCUGAUAUCAGCCAAAUGGAACCAUCAACUUCAAUUUCCCCAAGGAAAUCUCCAUCCUCGCCAACUGUGAAAAUUUCAAAAUCACAUGUGUCUGAAUUUGCUGCUAAAAAUAGCACAGACUCCACUGAGAACACUCAGGAGCAUGUUCAAUCAGCAACUACCUCAACUGAACAUGUGCAGACUGGUUCACUGAAUUUUGGAAAACUUAAGACAAGUGAAGAACCAGUCAGUAUUGAUCUGACUGAGUCCAAUGAUGAAAUGGAGGUGGAAGAAAGUGAAAAUGAAGGAAAAGUGGAACAAACUGGUGAGAUAUUUAAAGACUAUGAAGAAAUUCAUCCUCCAGGUGGUAUUGAAGAAGAGCCAAUGGAGGAUACUAUAUCAGAAGUUGGGGAUAUUGUAGAUGAAAAUGUUGCUCAAGAGAAAGUUAAUGCACAUAUAGAACAAGAGGUGGAAAAUGAAGUAGCUAAAGUGGAGGUCGUCGUUGAUGAGGAUAUUGUGUUUAAGACUCCGGUAAAGCAGGAACCAGUUGAAGAGGAGGAAGACAAUUCGAAAACGGGCAGCAAUGUUCAACAAACAUCUCCAGGACUGGUUGUCUUUGAUAAACAAUUGCAGAGAAAAAGCCUUACACCACCAUCUGAGAGAAACAUUCCAUUGAUAAAAAAGAAGGACUCGCCACCUGAUUCAGAAUAUGGUGUUCAGAGUCCUGAGGUACAUGGACAAAAUGUUGCUCAUAUCUUGGAAGAAAUAGAUAACAGAUUUGCUGAUACUCCUGUCAAAGAAGAGGAAGAGGAUGUGAAAAGAAAUAUCAAAACUGAAGCACAAGGAAAACCUCGUGCAAGAAGAAAGUUUGAGAUUGGUACUGAUGUAAAUGAAGCAGAUGUUGAAGAAAUGUCUGAAACUGUUGAAAACAUUGAUGACAAUGUAGAGCAAGUUGUUUCUUCUACAGUAACUGUUGCUGAACCAGAAAGCUCUGUGCAAGAACCUACCACCCCAACAAGAUCUUCGCGUAGGCUACAUCGCAAUGAUAAAAGUCCAGAAAAAGCCUCAGGAUCUCUUGAGGAACCAGUCACACCUAGUCGAUCCACUAGAGGUAGAAAGAAGAAAGAUGAAGGAGAAGUCACCCAAGAAGAGACUGUUACUCCAACAAGAUCAACUAGAAGGCAAAGCAGAGAGUUAGCUAGCCCAUCAAGAGAGGGGGCAGUCAGUUCUACAAGGUCAUUACACAGACAGGCAAGGAUUGAGAAAAUAAAAGAUAACCUUGUAGCAAUAGAAGCAAAAUCACGGAAACCGUUCUCCCAAGAAGCAAAAGAAGCUGUUCAAGAGUCAUUGCUCCAAAUUUCUGAAGAGUUAAGAGAUAAAGAUAAAGAAGAUGAGGUUGAUGAUGACACUAUGACUAAAAUUAAAGAUAAGAUUGUUGAAUCACCACCAAGAACUCCAAUUCGGGGUAGAAAAAAGGCUGAAACGUCUACAAGAUCUUCAACUAGACACAAAAAAUCAGAUGAAGAUAGUGGUGGUAAUGAUGAGAAUAUUCCUGUUACGCCUACAAGAACAAGAAGAGGUACUAAACAAACAAGUUCACCAAAGUCAGAGGUAAAAACAAAGGCUACUACUCCACGAAGAGGACGGAAGAAAGCAGAUACUGGAUCAGAUGAUGAUAAGAGUAAUAACAAUGCUAUAGAAUUAGGACCAGUGGAAGGUGUUAGUUUUACAGAACCACUGACUGUGAAAGGUGCUAAUACUGCUGUUAAUGUUGAAAUCAAUGACAGUUUUGGCCAUUCUGUGAUUCCUGAGGAUGUUGAAGUUGAUGACGCUACACCUGGUACACCAUCUAGAAGAAGUCUUAGUAGAUCAUGUAAGAAACAUGUGGAUGAAAAUGAUGUCCCUAAAACUCCAACUAGGAGACAAAGCUUAAGAAGAGGUAAUAAAACUGAUGAUAUUGAUGUGGAUUUGCCCAGGACUCCAACAAGAAGAAGUCUUGGUAGAGCAGUAAAAGCACAACUAGUAGAAGAGGAAAAUGUUCCAAAAACUCCCACAAGACGGCAAAGUGUAGGUAGAGGUCAGAAGGUCGAUAAUGAUGAAACAGAAGCUCCUAAAACUCCCACAAGACAGCAAAGUGUAGGUAGAGGUCAGAAGGCUGAAAAUGAUGAAACAGAAGUUCCUAAAACUCCCACAAGACGGCAAAGUGUAGGUAGAGGUCAGAAGGCUGAAAAUGAUGAAGCAGAAGCUCCUAAAACUCCUACAAGACGGCAAAGUCUAGGUAGAAGCGGUAAAUCACAAGUUGAGGAAGAAAAUGUGCCUAAAACUCCUACUAGGAGGCAAAGUGCAGGUAGACCAAGAAAACAGGGAGAAACUGCAUUUGAUAAUGAAGAAAAAGGAAAAGCAACUACUCCUUCUAGAGGGAGAGGUAAAAAGUAUGUAGAUAUGGAGGUAACUGAAACAGAAAAACUUGAUGAAGGUGAUAUUGAUAAUAAACAAGAUACUAAAAAGGCAACUCCAUCGAGACGUGGUAGACCUAAAAAAACUGAUAGUUCUCCUGAGAAAGAUGUAGCCAUAGCUGAACUAGAAAAACCUGUAACACCCUCGAGAAGGGGCCGACCUAAAAAAACUGAUGCUUCAUCAGAAAAGGUGGAAAAAGUGACUACACCAUCAAGGAGGGGUCAUAAAAAAGAUGUAAAAUCGGACUCAGAGGAGGAAGUCAAAGAGGAUGGAACUCCAGUGGAGAAAAUGACACCUUCUCGAAGAAAGAAGACAAAAACAGAAGCAACCCCAGCUGCUAGGACACGGUCCCAUGAUCAAGAAAUUGAGGAGACAGAUAUGCCUUCCUUGCAGCCUGAUUUGUAUGACAUUCAACCGUCUGGUUUCCAGUUUUCUGACCCUAUGCAUGUUGCUAGCUCUGAGGAUAUACAACCACCAAAGGCCUUCACCCCGGUCAAAUCCUUCAUAUUCUCUCCACCUGUCAAUCAUACCCGCCCAAUGAGAGGGGUGGAGCUAGAGCAGGCCCCGCCUAUCCUGCUUCCUGAACAGACACACCCACCUGAGGAGGAGGCCAAAGACAAGGGGAAGAAAACUACUGUGAAAAGAAAGAAGAAGCUGUACAAGGAACAGGAUGAGCUGUUACUGAUAAGCCCUGCCAGCGUUACCACGGCAUCACCAAGUGAGGAAGGUCGAGGGGUAGUCACCAGGGAAACCAGGGCUCGGAAAGCUCAAACAAAGAAAGAUGGGACUAAAAUUGUGGUGCAAGGGAUAGAAAAGGCACUCAGGGGACGGAAAAGUAGCUACCGCAUGGGGCCUGUGACUAAAAAGAAAUGAUUUUGUGGUGUGUAGUGUUUUUGAGGGUCAUUGUGAAAUAUUGAAAUGUGAUUGGUCGAAGAUGCUCAAUAAAGAAGUCAACAAGUAAAUUUCACCAACAGACAAUAAAAUAAAUUUGGAAUGUGAAAAAGUAUUGCUCAUUCUAAUGCUAUUACAAAUAGUAAAAUUAUUGUGAGAACAGUCAUAAUUUUAUUAUGAAUCUGGUCUGUAGCAAGAUACUUAUUAUGCAUUAUAUGGACAAUCUACAUGCAAGACAUCGCAGCAUUUAUUGUUUCAAAAUUAUUUUUUUUCAAAAAAUACGAACAUAUGUUUGAUUUAUGAUGUCGUAGGGAAAUCUUGUGUGCAUUAGUUCUGGUAUUAUUAUAUUCUUUAAUCUUACAUCUGUGCAACAGAGUUGACUAAUGUAAGGCAUUAACACCGAAAUGUGUUCACAAUGUGAGAUGAAUGCCACCUUACUACAUUUAUCUAUGUGUUUAUAUCUGUAUAGUGCCGACCCACUUCAUGACUGUAUAAUAUGAUAUGCAUUGCUGUUAUAUGUUGAGCUUAUUUGUACAAUAAAGAUCUACUGAACAUUC
Messenger RNA from Mya arenaria, 8395 nucleotides. Its product is annotated as protein ELYS-like. Lineage: Eukaryota; Metazoa; Mollusca; Bivalvia; Myida; Myidae. The transcript is spliced from 35 exons. The record is from RefSeq and is a predicted model, not a curated record. Bases 141 to 7820 code for a protein of 2559 amino acids.